AUGUACACUGAGGGAGGCGAAUUCCAUCAAGCCUGGUUCAGGAUGAUUAUGCGAAGCAAUCUAUAUGGAGCGACUUUGCCACAGGACAAGGUCUUUGCUGUCCUGGGAAUCAUUAAAGAGAUUACCAAGGAGGCCUAUGACGUUACGGAAGGAUUCCCAGAGAUUGAAUACUCAAAAUCAGUUUCGACAAUAUUUUACGACAGAGACACCAUCGGACAGGACUUGCCAUCCUGGGCUAUCGAUCUGCGUCAGAACGUUACCCGCUUGAUGCGUCGAUUCGGCGCAUUCCACUUUGACAUGCCUUGUACGGUGCCUCCAGUGCAGGCAUAUGAUGACUAUGGGCUUUUUCGUCUUGAGGGAGCCCGAAUUGGAGUUAUCGCCUUGACAGAGAGUCCUUGGAAAGGCGGAAUGCACGGGGAGUUCAAUUCUGAGAUUUUGGGAUCUUACUCUUCAGGGGUAGGACUGGAAAGCUGUUAUUCGAGCCAUGACUGGCGGAUGCCCGAUAAUCAGGGCAACAAAGGAAUCGAAGAGAUAUACAAAAUUCUUGAGAAGCGCUGCUCGCUCAAAUGGGCAGCCUUGGAACCUAGGACCAACGAUGUCAUCGAAGAGUACAAUCUAACUCGACAUCGCUGCCUAGUAUUUGUGUCGCAUCUGGUGCGAGAGGGAGAUAUCAUGGUUCAUCUGUCAGGUUCUGAGAUGCCUUUCGUCUUGUAA
This is a messenger RNA of Fusarium verticillioides 7600, 714 nucleotides long. RefSeq lists its product as hypothetical. The record is from RefSeq and is a predicted model, not a curated record. The coding region runs from base 1 to 714 and encodes 237 amino acids. Lineage: Eukaryota; Fungi; Ascomycota; Sordariomycetes; Hypocreales; Nectriaceae. The transcript has 2 exons.